UCGACUUUUCCUCCGACCGCCACUGUCUUCUCUCGAGCCGCAACAAACAAGUUCUAGUCUACCUCUUUUUUUUCCCAGUGCACGUUAAUCAUCGUCGACCGCUACCAGCAGAGGGGACAGACAAUAAAUCAUCACAACCCAAUUUUACGCGGGAAUAGAGACAGCGAUCUCGGGUCUCCUCCCCACCGCCCCGCUCGCCCCCUCUCCUCUUGUCUUGCCCGGCGUUAUAUAUCCAACACCGGUUCACGAUGCCCUGUUUCAAGGGCAUCGCCGUUAGCAUUCAUGCUAAUUCGGCCCCGCUCCCCGAAUACGGCAUGCAGAAGCAGUCUCGCCUCUCUCGCAUCAGCACCUACAUACCUGUUCCGCAGCCCCAGCUGAAUCCCGAGACCUCGAAGCACGAAGCGGCCAAGUUCGCAAUCUCCGUCACGCUGCUCACGCCUGGUCACCCUAUCCCCUAUACCACCCCGAAACCGACACCAGACAACCCCCAUCCGAGACCCCUCUACGCGGGACCGCUACCGUCGUCCAGCUCCGACCCUUCAAGACAUGCCAACGCGAUCACGCCCUACAUUCCCAUGACGAAUUCCGAGAACGAGACCAUCGCAGCUUACAUUUAUUUCGAUGGGCGGGCGAAAGAGGAGGUAGCUACCCUGCUGCGCCCGGGAGAAGAAACAUGGGUCAAUAGUCGUUGGGUUCAGGUGCCCGAGGGAGAAGGAGGCGGGCUUGCCGAGCGCGAGUUCCUCUUUCGCGAAGUCGGCCUGGAGAGGUGGCUCAACGGCCUCGACCUCAAGGGCCACGACGCCGCCGAGAAGGUGGAAAAGCGGAGGCAGAAGUUCGAGAGGCGCCACCGUCGCCACAAAUCUAUGCCCCAUGGCGACGGGGAUUCGGAGAAGAUUACCCGAACUCGGGAUACCCUCACGUACGGCGCCGAAGGCCAGUCGCCUCUGGGAAGCCCGGGCGACUCGGAUGACGACUCGAUGUCCGACGACGACGAGCCGCCCGAGGCCACGGGCCAGAUCAAGGUGGCCAUGUUCCGCGUAAUUGCGUCGGGGGAGAUCAAGAAAGGGGAGUACUCGCCGCAGUUCGACGCCCACGAUGACGAUGACGAGAGCGACAACGGGAACAAGGCAGGCAGCAACGGGGCAAUCGACGCCGAUGUUGAGCACACCACUAGUUUUGCUAAACCCAAGUCUCUCGAUCCCAAGACGAUCAGUACUCAGACCGUCACGGGCAUCGACGGGCCCGACAAGCCCUAUGCCGUAUUUACCUUCUUCUACCGUGGCCAACGUCAAUUGUCCAAAAUGGGGCUGUACCCGGGUCCUAAGAGCGACCAGAAGACGCCAGGCACCAAGCGACGGUCGACUCAAUUGGACUUCUCGGGGCUCAGCCCCCUCAAGUCUACCGGCACCGUGGGCUUCUCUGCAUUCCGAGACCAGGAAGCGGAAGCCGCCAAGAGGCGCAAGGCUCGAAAAAGGAGCAACGGCCAUAAUGGCAACCUGAUGGACGAGGAUAGCGACGACGACGACGACGACGACGACGGUGACGAUGACAUAGUCCCCCUUUCCAAGAUGGAAGACGACGAUAAGAUCCUCAAGACCCAUCUAGCACCAGACGAUGCCAAGGUUACCGGCGAGCUGCAAGCGGGUAUAGACCGAAUUCGCCUCAAACGACAACACUCGGCAGACCCCGAAAGCGUGGAUGCGUCGGGGUCUCGGAAGUCGCUAGGCGCAGCCGUCAAUAUUGGAUCGGCAACGCCGACGGAUGCUUCCUCAACCAGCCAACCGGUGUCAAACUCAGUCGCCAACUUACUUUCGCAAGCUUUCAACGGCGAAUCUAGCAUAGGGAGCCCCCUCAAAAAGCAUCGAGCAGAUGAGGAGCCGCAAGAUCGUUCCAUCAACUUCCCGGCCGCCCUAGGUGACGUGCUAGGCAGAGCUACUGCGGAUCAACAGAAGAAAGAAGCGCACUCUACGGUUAAGCACGACUCGGAUGAGGAGCUUUAGAGCCACCCUUCUCUCACUACAUGGCCCGGGGUUCUCGGGGGCUUCUUUUUUCCUUUUCCUCUUAUUCCCAGAGAAUUCCUGUAAACCGAAAAUCCCGGACUCGUCGGCUAGAGGACGACGACUAGUAACGGAGCUACAGGUGGCGAGGCACAAUACGAUCUAGGU
This is a messenger RNA of Durotheca rogersii, 2165 nucleotides long. RefSeq lists its product as uncharacterized. NCBI's taxonomy places the organism in Eukaryota, Fungi, Ascomycota, Sordariomycetes, Xylariales, Xylariaceae. The record is from RefSeq and is a predicted model, not a curated record. The transcript is spliced from 3 exons. Bases 249 to 2000 code for a protein of 583 amino acids.